ACAAAUUAGCGAUAUUUCUGUAGAGAGUAGAGGAUUCUUAUUUGGAAGCAAAUAUCAUGUUUAUGUGAAAUGUACACUUUUCCAAAGUGACGAAAUAUUACAUUGAAGUAUAAAAAUACGUCAAUUUUUAUGCAGCUAUCUCAUUUAUAUCAUGUAUAUCUCAAAAAUAUCAAAUAUAUUGAGCGUGGUCGUAGGUAUCUGCAGUUUUGUGUAUACUUGUUACAUUUUAUGCUAUCUAACUUAUUUCUUAUCGAAUCAUGGUGAUAACGAAAAUCUGCAUACAGCAUCAGGUGACAAUGCAGGCGAAUCUAUUUUAUGGUCUCUUUUAAUAGAUAUGUUACUCAUCAAGAUUUUUGUCUUUCAACAUUCAAUCAUGGCCAAUGAAUUCUUUAAACAUAUCUUCUGCAGAUUACAGAUUGAAUAUCUUAGCAGAAGUAUUUACAAUGCCUGCAGCUCUGCAAGUCUUCAUUUCUUGAUCAGUAAAUGGCAACAUACUCCAGCUGUGACAAUCUGGAAGUUUGAAACUUCUAAUGAGGCAGUCUGGAUGUUAUUUUCUGGUUUUCAUGUAUUUGCUUGGAGUAUUAUUUAUAGUGGAUGUAUUAUGAUUGAUAUUCCUGAACUCUGUGGACUCAAGCAGAUAUGGUAUAAAGUAUCUGAAAGAAGUGGUCUAUUAGAUACAAAAUCUAAUGAGUUUCGCAGAUAUAUGAAGCAUAUGAGACAUCCUAGUUUUAUUGGAUUUCUUACCAUUUUAUGGAUUUAUCCUAUCAUGAGUGUAGAUCGGGUAUUAUUGGCUACUAUAUUGACAAUAUACAUGGCAUUGAGAUGGACAAUAGAUUUCGAGGAUUAUAAUUAUCAUAAGAGAUAUUUCAGACAGAAGCAAAUAGAAUUAUCUUGAUUAUUUUUUUUUCAUCUUUUGAUUUUUCAAAUUGUCUUUAAGAUUUCUUUCUUGAUUCUUGUUUAUUUUGCAUUUUAUUUAUUAACAACCACACAUUAAUGAAUAUUAAGAAUUUUUAUAUAUAAUAGAUUUAUAUAAAUUUCAUAAAAAUUUUCAGAUUAACAUUGUAUUAUAUACAUAUUAAUUAUAAGUAUAAUUAAAAAUGUAUGUAUGUGAUAUAUUUCUUUUUUUAUAUUGAUUUUCAGAUUUUCAUGUAUAAAUAUGAUUAAUAUAUAAUAUAUUCUAUAUGUUUCUUGGAAUUUUAGAUAAUGCAA
Molecule: messenger RNA, 1209 nt
Organism: Pogonomyrmex barbatus (red harvester ant)
Lineage: Eukaryota; Metazoa; Arthropoda; Insecta; Hymenoptera; Formicidae
Product: nurim homolog
Cellular component (GO): nuclear membrane
Source: RefSeq, a predicted model, not a curated record